Messenger RNA from Lathyrus oleraceus (garden pea), 1632 nucleotides. RefSeq names its product cyclic dof factor 3. Gene Ontology annotation, molecular function: DNA binding; DNA-binding transcription factor activity. The transcript has 2 exons. Gene Ontology annotation, biological process: regulation of DNA-templated transcription. NCBI's taxonomy places the organism in Eukaryota, Viridiplantae, Streptophyta, Magnoliopsida, Fabales, Fabaceae. The coding region runs from base 208 to 1422 and encodes 404 amino acids. The record is from RefSeq and is a predicted model, not a curated record.
GUGGGUGAUUCCAACUGCAAACUAAGAUCUUAUAGGCCACAACAACUUGUGGCUCACAAAAUUUCCCCUUUUCUUAUUUGGCAUUCCUACUUUUUCCCUUUAUAAAACCUCUUCACAGAAACUCACAAACAAACAGAACAAAGAGACAAAAACAACACUCCACAACCCCAACAACAACAACAAUUUCUUCUACAUAUUACCAUUGAAAUGUCUGAGAUGAUUAAUGAUUCAACCAUCAAACUUUUUGGGAGAACAAUAUUCUUAACACACAACAUCGAUGUCUCUACCAAUGAUUCUUCCUCAGAAUUUGAACCUUCUCUUCCUCAUGAAGACUUCUCUAAUCAUAGUCUUCAUUCAUCUGUAUCUUCAUCUUCUCCACUUGAAGUAAACUCUUCAAUGGAACAUGUAGCAAAGAAAUAUAAGGAAACAUCAAGGAAAGAAUUCACCUCAGACCAAGAUUUAGAUGAUGAGGCUUCAUUUCAUCUCACAAAGGAUUUAAAAUCCACCACAUGUUCAAGUCUUAUUGAGAACCCCAAGACUCCCCCAUCAGAAACAGAAACUUCGCAACAGAAUUCCACUAAAAUUGAUGAACAAAGUGAUAUUUCACAAGACAAAUCUCCCAUGAAACCGGACAAAAUUGUUCCAUGUCCAAGGUGCAAAAGCAUGGACACAAAGUUUUGCUACUACAACAACUACAACAUCAAACAACCGCGACACUUUUGCAAAAACUGUCAGAGAUAUUGGACUUCUGGAGGAACCACUAGAAAGAUGCUUGUAGGCGCAGGUCGGCGCAAGAACAAAAUCUCUUCUUUUUCUUCUGAUGUAUCACAUUAUCAACAAAUGAAUACUGUCUUUACCUUUGGGUCAAAUUCUCCUAUUAUGUCUUCAACUCCACUUGACAAGAAAAUGAAUAUUGAUUCACAUGAAGAAACAAUUGAUAAGAGUUAUCAAAGUUUUCCUCCACAGAUUCCAUGGAACCCUGCAAUGUGUUAUCCUGUGUCAUUUUAUCCGAAUAUGGUACACUAUGGCGGUUUCUUGCAACCAUUAUGGAAUGUACAAUCUAUCCCAACACAAUCUUGUGGCCCAAGUAAACCUACAUUAGGGAAACAUUCAAGAGAUGGAGAUAUGAUCAUUCAUCCCAACUCGGAGAAAGAAAAACUUGGCUUAGAAAGUAACAAGAAAGAAGGUAAUAGUAAUACUAGUGUGUUGAUUCCUAAGACACUCAUAAUUGAUGAUCCGAAUGAAGUUGCAAAGAGUUCUGUAUGGUCAACAAUAGGAAUCAAGAAUGCGAGAGGAAUUUUUAAGGGAUUUGCAUCAAAGGGUGAUGAUAAGAAUGAUCAUGUUGUCGAAGCCUCCUCAUCAGUAUUGAAAGCUAACCCUGCAGCUUCAUCAAGGUCUCUUGUGUUCCAUGAGAGGAUUUGAUUGGCAAUAAGUAGCACGGAUUUGAUUGGUAAAUCAUAGUAGAAAUUGUUCAUUAGAUUCUAAAAUGUUUAGAACAUAGAUCAUAGGCCAGUACAAUCACAUUCGGCUAAGGUGCUUUUGAUUUUUGUUAGAAAUAGAUGACUUUGUUGAGUAAAUACCUUUGUAUGUACAUAUUUUAUAUAUAUGAAUAUGAGAAAGAAUAAAUAACAA